Cebus imitator (Panamanian white-faced capuchin) is the source of this 4402-nucleotide messenger RNA. It is a transcript of the gene GPR22, whose product is annotated as G protein-coupled receptor 22. Bases 2171 to 3568 code for a protein of 465 amino acids. Gene Ontology annotation, cellular component: membrane. NCBI's taxonomy places the organism in Eukaryota, Metazoa, Chordata, Mammalia, Primates, Cebidae. Gene Ontology annotation, biological process: G protein-coupled receptor signaling pathway. Gene Ontology annotation, molecular function: G protein-coupled receptor activity; peptide binding. The transcript is spliced from 3 exons. The record is from RefSeq and is a predicted model, not a curated record.
UCCAAGAAAUGUGCCCAGGUCAAAAAUAGAAUAAGCCAACUGAAAUAAAAUAUUGUAUCAAGUGAUCAGUAUACAUCUACCAAAUAAAGGGGUUAUCAAAGGUGAAGAUAAAGUAGUAAUCUCCAAAAGUAAUACAAUUAUUAAUGAUUAAAAUUUUACACCCUGAGACUAAGAUAUUACAAUGAAAUGUUUAAAAAAUAUUUUAGAGUAUUAUCACCUUAGGUCAAUCUGAUUAUUAUUAUGAAUGAAUGAAUGAAAUGAAUGAAUACCCAAAUGAAUGAAUACUUAAGUGAAGUCAUGACAAUGUUUAAUACCUUGAGAUGCUCACAACAAUUUGGAAUACUCAGAGAAGAUGACUUGAAUACAAACAAACUAGUUGAAAUUCAAUGUGGCUCACAGUAAAGAAGCAGUGGGUUUCUAUUUGUAGAACAAAGAAUCUCAACCAAAAACAUAUAUACGACUAAAAUAUUCUCAAAUGCAAUUAUCAAGGCUUUAAAAAGAAUAUAAACUUUUUACUAUGUAAAUCUUUUCUGUUCCCCCACCUCCCUGCAUUUUUUAAUGUUAGGCAUAAGUGACCAACAAACCAGAAUAGAAUACACAUUUUUAAAAUACUAAUUUACACAUAUUCUAUUUAAGAACAACAUAUAACCACUCAUAAAUUUAGCCUUUUUAAAAAAGUAUCCUUAUAUAAAACAGUGGGGAGCGGGGGAAAUCCCUGCUAUACAUAUGAAGCACAGUUUAAGCCCAAUACAACUGACCAAUCAAAAUUAGUGAAUGCACUGCAUCUCUCUGCAGUGGAGAGAAGCGACAAGGUAGGCUGUCAUUCUGCAAAAGCUGCCCAGAACAGGCUUUCCUCCGAAAAGCAGUGCCGUUCCUUUUUAGAAAGACUGAAUCUAAAUGUUGUCUCUGGAGACAAGAAGCCUUCAGUAUGUUAAAUUACUUUCAUUAUGUAUUUUCAGAUGCUUAUUGAUUCCACAGUAGGAAGAGUGAGAGACUGCAGCAGCCUCUAAGCAGCACUACAUGUUCCAUACAUUAGCAGUACUGCUGAAACAAUGGCACACUACAGACACAUAUUUUCAUUAAGGUCAUUUUCGAAGAGAUGUUUAUGACCCUCUUCCCCUAGUCCUCUACUAACAAGUGAACAAAAUGAAUCAAUCCAAACUGGAAAUGCUUCAACUACAUCAAGAAUUUAUCAAAUCUUUAGCGGAGGACCGAUAGCAGCUAAUUCAGUAUUUACAACUGACAAUAUGAAGAAUGCAACUGACUGAGCAUCUCCCUAGCUGUCUGAACUACGAACUGCAAGAUGUUCCUAUAACAUGACUUAAGACAUUAAGGAGUUAAAACCAGGGAACAGGUCUACAUUACUGUUGGAAUAUAAAAAAUCAACUGUAUCCUAGGAAGAUGCUACAGAAAAUAACCACAAAAAGAAAAACAAUAUAACUGUAAAAGCCCGAAAAGAACUGGUGAGCAUUUUAAAAAAGGAAGUUUAUACUUUAACAUACCAGAAUUGUGGAAGCUACUGAUUCUGGAAGAAAUAAUGAAACAUGAAUUUCCAAAAAGAAAAUAACAUACUUGACCAGCAAACAAAAGGAAGAUUUAGCAAGUGUGUUGUGCACUAAAUAUUCAGAUAUUCAUAUCAAUUGAUACGACUAAUGGAUUUUUCUGACUUUUAUGACCAAUUAUGUAUCCUCUUCUAAUGAAAACAAACCAAAUUAAAUAGCAGAUGGUUUUUAUCAAAAGGGCAUGGCCUGGAUUUAUAAUAUAAAGCAAGUUAUGUGAUCAAGAAAUCAUUUCAAAAUAGCGAGGACUGCUAUAAAAACAGUUUACAAUUGUAACAAAAGGAUGUUUAAAUAUAUUUUAGAAGCUACAAAUCUUAUGAUGUUUCCUUUUUUGUUUUCACAUAUUCUGGAAAAUAAAGAGACAUUCUCAUGUACACCAUCAAAGGGAAACAUAAUUCCUAUCAUCUGAGGAAGUUUCUCUUGGUCAUGACUUUUUAAAGCAAAACAAAUAAAAUAUUAUGUACUGUUCUUUAGAAAUCCAUCAGCCAACUAAAUCUCAUAAUGCAUGCAGUUGAAGUACUGGAGAGAAAAUGAAAGAAUUCCUACAAGACAUGAAAUAAAUCACAGCUACUUCACUGUUGUCAGGUAAAAAUUCAUGUCAAAAUCUGUCAAUGAUAUCAUGUAUCAAUUUGUCAAAAACUGCCAUUGUGAGCCAAAAGGCCCAUAAGGCAACAGCAAACAGGGAAAAAAACAACUGCUCCAAAAGAAUGUGCUUUUCUCCCAUUCUGGAAAUCAACAUGCAGUCUGAAUCUAACAUUACAGUGCGAGAUGACAUUGAUGACAUCAACACCAAUAUGUACCAACCACUAUCAUAUCCGUUAAGCUUUCAAGUGUCUCUCACCGGAUUUCUUAUGUUAGAAAUUGUGUUGGGACUUGGCAGCAACCUCACCGUAUUGGUACUUUACUGCAUGAAAUCCAACUUAAUCAACUCUGUCAGUAACAUUAUUACGAUGAAUCUUCAUGUACUUGAUGUAAUAAUUUGUGUGGGAUGUAUUCCUCUAACUAUAGUUAUCCUUCUGCUUUCACUGGAGAGUAACACUGCUCUCAUCUGCUGUUUCCAUGAGGCUUGUGUAUCUUUUGCAAGUGUCUCAACAGCAAUCAACGUUUUUGCUAUCACUUUGGACAGAUACGACAUCUCUGUAAAACCUGCAAACCGAAUUCUGACAAUGGGCAGAGCUGUAAUGUUAAUGACAUCCAUUUGGAUUUUUUCUUUUUUCUCUUUCCUCAUUCCUUUUAUUGAGGUAAAUUUUUUCAGUCUUCAAAGUGGAAAUACAUGGGAAAACAAGACACUUUUAUGUGUCAGUACAAAUGAAUACUACACUGAACUGGGAAUGUAUUACCACCUGUUAGUACAGAUCCCAAUAUUCUUUUUUACUGUUGUAGUAAUGCUAAUCACAUAUACCAAAAUACUUCAGGCUCUUAAUAUUCGAAUAGGCACAAGAUUUUCAACAGGGCAGAAGAAGAAAGCAAGAAAGAAAAAGACAAUUUCUCUAACCACACAACACGAGGCUACAGACAUGUCACAAAGCAGUGGUGGGAGAAAUGUGGUCUUUGGUGUAAGAACUUCAGUUUCUGUAAUAAUUGCCCUCCGGCGAGCUGUGAAACGACACCGUGAACGACGAGAAAGACAAAAAAGAGUCUUCAGGAUGUCUUUAUUGAUUAUUUCUACAUUUCUUCUCUGCUGGACACCAAUUUCUGUUUUAAAUACCACCAUUUUAUGUUUAGGCCCAAGUGACCUUUUAGUAAAAUUAAGAUUGAGUUUUUUAGUCAUGGCUUAUGGAACAACUAUAUUUCACCCUCUAUUAUAUGCAUUCACUAGACAAAAAUUUCAAAAGGUCUUGAAAAGUAAAAUGAAAAAGCGAGUUGUUUCCAUAGUAGAAGCUGAUCCCCUGCCUAAUAACGCUGUAAUACACAACUCUUGGAUAGAUCCUAAAAGAAACAAAAAAAUUACCUUUGAAGAUAGUGAAAUAAGAGAGAAAUGUUUAGUACCUCAGGUUGUCACAGACUAGAGAAAAGUCUAAGUUUCACCAAAUCCACAUUCAAAUGAGUUUUAAAUUUAAAUUGUAAAAACUGAUAUUACUGCCAAAUAUAAGAAGAAAUAUUUUAAGUAUUGAUUAUGUUGUAAAUUUUCAAUGUGAAUGUCAAUUAGAUUAGGUCAUAUAUAUUCAACUUCAUUACUUAAUGUAUUUGUUGCAUGGCAGUUUGUUAAAGUAUUAUCAUGUGUAUAUUUUGUCAAUAUUAUGUCCAACAGAAAAUAUUCAUGUAAGUCAUAUUUUCUAAAGAAUAAAUACAUAGCCUUAAAACAGUGUAUAACUUUAAAGUGUAACUAACAUAGGUAUCCUUGCUUUUUUUUGAAGUUACAGUGCAUUAUUUCUAAGCCACAAAUUACAGAUAUAUUUACAUGACAACUGGGGUAGCAUUUUAACCUAAAACCCAAAAUUAUGGGCUCAAAACAAUCCAGGAUUUUCCAUACCACUAUUCUAUGUUUGCUGGUAUAGUGUAUUUGCUAUGUCUGAUGCAUCAAAAAUAAUGAACUAUGUAUGAAGCUGUAUUCUUUUAAAUGUAAAAAAUAAUAGGAUUUAUCAAAAUUUUAAAAUUAAUGUACAACAAAAAAAAAACCUCUGUAUACACACCAAGAUAGAGAAACUUUAAAAUUCAUGUUCACUAUGAAAAAAAAAAACAAAACUGAUUUUCUAAGUUCAAGGACAGUAUGCCUACAAUAUACAAAUGAAAAGAAAAUAAAGGGAAGGAAGAACACUAAAGCACCAGUCUUUUUCUUCCCUUCUCUCUUUGCUUAAGUUUAAGCCAAAUGCUCUGGAUUAAUACAGUAUACUGGUUAAAAA